Gekko japonicus is the source of this 2338-nucleotide messenger RNA. Its product is annotated as complement C2-like. Gene Ontology annotation, molecular function: serine-type endopeptidase activity. Lineage: Eukaryota; Metazoa; Chordata; Lepidosauria; Squamata; Gekkonidae. The record is from RefSeq and is a predicted model, not a curated record. The transcript is spliced from 18 exons. Gene Ontology annotation, biological process: complement activation; proteolysis. Gene Ontology annotation, cellular component: extracellular region. Bases 21 to 2318 code for a protein of 765 amino acids.
UUGGAACUGGAGGCCAUACCAUGCUCCUCUGCCUCUGUACCUUCAUCCUUUGGGCAGGUGUUACGACGCAAGAAUCUCCACUAGACUCAGCUCAGACAUGCUCAACGCAGGUGUCUAUCCAAGGUGGCACCAUGUUGCUCUCAGAUGGGUAUCGCCAAGGUAGCAUCCUCACCUAUUCCUGCCCCGAUGGCUCUUAUCCAUACCCAGCGCGAAGCCGGAUGUGCCAGGCAGAUGGGAACUGGUCUCCCAUGCGUUCCCCCUCCGGCAGACUUGUGACCCAAGCAUCAUGCCGAGACAUGCGAUGUCCUCCUCAGCAGACCUUUGAAAAUGGCUUCUACGGCCCACGACUAAGCGCACACCGUGUUGGCAGUGUCUUGAAUUUUGAGUGUUUCGACGGCUACCAGCUCCACGGUUCAGCCCAACGGCAUUGCCUGCCCAACGGCCGCUGGAACGGAACUUCUCCCGUCUGCGAUGAUGGAGCGGGACAUUGCCGGAGUCUCCCCACCCCUCCAGGAGCACUUUCCAGUGGGGGGCGUAAUCGUCUUGGCGAUCGGAUCUCAUUCCAGUGUAUGAAGGGGCUGGACUUGGUAGGGUCAUCCCAGCAUGUCUGCACUCCAGAGGGGGAGUGGUCAGGAGCUGAGACAAGCUGUAGAGCCCCUUACUCUUAUGACCGGGCUGAAGAUGUUGGAGCUGAAUUCGGGGCCUCGUUGACCAAUGUUCUGAGUGUGGUAUCAUCUGGGACUGACCAUGUGCCAGCUCAAUCUUUAGGACGACGACUUAUACUGUCCCAAGGCAGUUUCCUCCAUGUCUACUUGCUUGCGGAUGCCUCCCACAGCGUCACCAAAGAGAACUUUGAGAUCUUUAAAAACUCUCUGGAAAUCAUCAUUGACAGGAUUGCCAGCUUCGAAGUGCCGGUCAGGUUCGCUGUGUUCUCUUACGCCAGCCAGCCUAAGAAAAUCGUUGACACCUUUGAUGAUAUAGCUGAAGACCCAGACUUGGUUAUCGAAAAGAUGAAGGACAAAAUGAAAUACGAAGACCAUGGCAAUGCGACAGGGACCAACAUCCAGCAAGCGCUGAUGGCUGUCUACCGCAUGAUGAUCAGCCACCGAGCCUCUAAUGACAAGGGCUGGGAUCAAACCCGCCACGCCAUCAUUCUGCUCACGGACGGGAAGUCCAAUAUGGGUGGCUCCCCCAGAAAUGCUACGCUCAGGAUAGAAGACUUACUGAAUGUGGCAGCAAACCGAAAAGACUAUCUGGAUAUCUACGUCUUUGGUGUCGGGAACCUGGACGUAGACUGGGACGGUAUGAACGAGGUGGCGUCGAAGAAGGCGGGCGAGAAACACGUCUUCAAAAUGAAAGAUUCUAUGGAGCUCAAGAAAGCCUUCGAAGAUGUUCUGGAUCCCAGAGAUCUGAAGGAUCUAUGUGGUAUGGCAAACAACUCCGCUAGUGCCAGUUGGGAUCAACAGCAACCGUGGCAUAUAAUGCUCCAACAUACUACGCAGGGGGAACCUAGUUGUCGGGGUGUCUUGAUCUCAAAGACAUGGGUCCUAACAGCGGCUCACUGCUUCAGCAAGUUUAACGACACUCUCAGCUGGAGAGUCAUUCUGGCUGACAAGACUGCUUACAAGACUGGACUCCCAAUAAAGAGACGAAUUGACCACGGCUUAUACAACGUCCGAGCUAAGGUGGCCCAGGGCAUCGAGGAAUUCUACGACUACGACGUCUCCCUGCUAGAACUGGACGUACCCAUGCAGGUGGCUCAGAAACUCAGGCCAAUCUGUCUCCCCUGCACCACAGGUGCCAACAAAGCUCUGAAAAAGCCAGAGACUGCAACCUGCAAGGAUCACGAGUUGGACCUGCUGAGUUUCGAGAAGGUGCCCGCACAGUUUGUAUCCCUGGACAACGAGAGGAUGAACGUACUGAUCAAGACAAAGAAAAGCCGCCCGAAGUGCAUUUCUGCCGCUGUCCAACACAAGCUGUACUCCAAAGUGGCCAACAUCUCUGAAGUCGUGACUGACCGAUUCCUGUGUAGCGGAGGAGAUGGGAACGGUGUGGUGGAGGAUGCGGUUUGCAAAGGUGAAUCUGGGGGGUCCUUGUUCGUAGAGAGGCGAGCCCGAUACUUCCAGGUGGGUGUGAUCAGCUGGGGGACAUUUGAUCCUUGUGAAAAGAAGGGGAAAAGCAUGGAGACUGGACACAGAAUUCGGGAAGCACCCAAGCGGGGUCAGAAACCACGAGAUUUCUACAUCAGUCUGUUUCAAGUACAGGAUUGGCUACGGCACCAUCUAGCGGGAUCCUUGAGAUUUAUCCCUCUGCAGUGAUUCCUCCCCCCCCCAAAAAA